Messenger RNA from Periophthalmus magnuspinnatus, 2221 nucleotides. RefSeq names its product CXXC finger protein 5a (gene cxxc5a). The coding region runs from base 486 to 1307 and encodes 273 amino acids. Gene Ontology annotation, molecular function: zinc ion binding; methyl-CpG binding. Gene Ontology annotation, cellular component: nucleus. The transcript is spliced from 3 exons. The record is from RefSeq and is a predicted model, not a curated record. Lineage: Eukaryota; Metazoa; Chordata; Actinopteri; Gobiiformes; Gobiidae.
GCGAGCGGGGAUGUAGAGGUGGGAUUGAGAGGAGAGAGAGCUGGGGGAACCCACGCGUUCAGCCUCUCAGAGAGUACGCUUCUCUCUAAUCAACUGACGCCCAAACAUUUUUCUUUUCUUUUGUCAUUUAUUAGUGAGCAGCGGCCACACUGUUGGAUUGUGUAGCCCGAGAAGAACCUCUUUUUCCCGUAGCCUUUCUUUUUGUCACCACUCGCCAGCACGCAGGAGCCGGAGCGCUCGGACUGUGGCAGCCCUCCCCUUCUGCUGGGAUCCGUUUUGUUGCAGAUGUCCAUGGCAGACCGUGGAUGAGGGCAGAGUCGUAGUGCGGUCCCUGGGCCCUGGAGCCUGUCUUUCCACCACACUGACCCCUGGAGGUGAGCGACUCACUCACCAGCGCAGAACGGACGCAGCGGAGGGUCCCCCCCUUGCUUACCCCUGCCCCCUCUCCACCCUCACCCCCGUCCCGGACACGUACGCUCUGGACCAUGUCUAGCGGGCUGUCGGAGGGGGGCCGCACAGAUGAGCUGGACAAAGGCAGCGGUAAAGCGGACUCUCCCGUUUUAGAGCGGAGGAACCGCAGUGGCAUCAUCAGCGCUCCUCUGAACAAGAGCCUUAAGAACUCUCGCACCUUGUCCCAGUACACAGCCGUUUCCUCGGCCACCACCAAUGGACACACGGACAGUAGUGAGAGUAAACCCAAGCCCCCUGCGACCCCGGCUGUCCAGCCCACUGUCUCUGCUCUGACAGCGGGUAAGUUGGACCGCACCUUAGAGCAGGUUCUGGAGGGACAGAAUGGCUUGCUGCACUUUGCCCAGGCAGCGGCCUUGCUGAAGCGAGCUGGGAUGGAGCACAUGCUGCUGCCCGGGGGCAUGGGAGUGGGACUUGGGGACGCGAGCUCUGGGGCGAGCGACUUGGAGGGUACGUCUGUGCCGGACGCCGUGGGGGGUCCUGUGGACUUCCCAUAUGGAGUAGGGGGUGGCUUCCCCUUCAACCCGGGGCUGUUCAUCAUGACGCCGGCCGGAGUGUUUCUGGCGGACAGCGCUCUGCACAUGGCGGGCCUGGCUGAGUACCCAGCUCAGAGUGAGCUGGCCUCUGCCAUCAACUCCGGUAAAAAGAAGAGGAAACGUUGUGGCAUGUGCCCACCCUGCCGGCGGCGCAUUAACUGUGAGCAGUGUAGCAGCUGCCGAAACCGCAAAACUGGCCACCAGAUCUGCAAGUUCCGCAAAUGUGAGGAGCUGAAGAAGAAGCCCUCUGCUGCUCUGGAGGUGAUGCUUCCUACGGGAGCGGCGUUCCGGUGGUUCCAGUAGGACUCUUCCUCCUCCUGCGCUCCCUUCCCAAAGCUCUGCCAUCAAGUGCAAUGCCAACUCUUGGAUUGUCUCCAGAAAUAGACACUGGCUAAUAAACUAAAAUAAGACAAAAAGAAGAGAAAGAAAUGUUUAAAAAAUUACGAAAAACUGUUUGGUAAUGGAUGCACCUACUUAUUCCUUGAACCAAAAAUGAAUCGUAAAAAUGCAUCUUUGGCGACAUUCAUUCCCUUUUUCUAUUUUGGUACAUUUUUGUCUCGUUUUCCAGCAUUUUUUUUCAGUUGCUUCAAACAUAAAAUGGAAACCGAGUUCGGACAAUCAGUCAACUAAUUUCUGUGUUUGGUGUUCUUGUUGUUCAUGUGUGGAAAAGAACAGUACUUGUGUAGAGAAUGUAAAUUUACAGCUCUAUUUUAAAAAACCUUUGUGGCAAACCUUGUUGUAAUUCUUCAACAAAUUUCAUUUUGUCCAAUUUAAUUUUCAGAUUGAUUGCAGGUUGGGAAUGUUGUAGAUUUGGGAUUGACUUUGGGUUGAAGACAUGAGCGGGUUGUCACUACUGUAAUGUCCUUAAUCAGCCCAUCUCUGCAUUUCCAAAACGUAUUUUUCUUUGUAAAACUGGCAGCCUUAUGUUUCUAUACAGCCCCAAUGAGCAUGUGCCAACACUGCUCAGGGCAAAAGCACUAAGAGACAGCACUUGAGUCUCCUCUACUGAACGCACUGACGACAUUUUAUUAUUGGUUGUUUUCAUUGUUUUUUUUAUGUUGCUGGAUAGCUACAGCUUUUAAAAAUAACUUUGUAUUUGUUUAGAAAAUUGGACUGGUUUUGUGAAUAAAAAGGAAUGCAUGUAUUUGUGUCAAAAUUUACAAUGAUGUUUGUCUAGCCUACUUGUCCUUUUGCAUGUAUUUUCUUUUUUUUUCUUU